This is a messenger RNA of Talaromyces stipitatus ATCC 10500, 1029 nucleotides long. RefSeq lists its product as uncharacterized. Bases 1 to 1029 code for a protein of 342 amino acids. Lineage: Eukaryota; Fungi; Ascomycota; Eurotiomycetes; Eurotiales; Trichocomaceae. The transcript is spliced from 6 exons. The record is from RefSeq and is a predicted model, not a curated record.
AUGUACAAAAUUGAAUGCAAGCAUCUAAAACUCCCUGUCACAGUGGACUCGCUAGACAAGUUUGGCUAUCAAGGGCUUGAAUUAUUCGUAAAAGUGAUCUUUGUCCAUAUAUCCCAUCUACCGGUAGCUGAGCAUCUUCACGCCUAUAGAGAAGAUGUGCUUUCAGUGGCACUUAGGAGAAUGCCUGAUAAGCUUCUCUUAGGAGCAUUUGAACCUAAAAAGGCCGUGUUUCUCAUGAAGGCUGUUUUGGGUAGAAUGUCUGACAUUGAAGUUUGGACCGAAGUUUUGAAUGUCGUGGACGAAACCACUCCCUCUUCGGCGACAUCUCAGCUCGAACAGACACGGUGGAGAAAUACAGACCACUCCAUGAGCUUGUCUGAAUGUCACGGGUACUUCGGUAAUGUGCUUGAGGAAAAGGAAUGCCCGACAUCGAAGAAGUUUCCCAACUGGUAUUUCAAAAGUGCUGCGAAGACGAUUGCCCGCUUUACGACAAAGAGAAGGUUGGUUCUCGACCGCAACCAAACGGAUGCGCAAUCGGGGAAAGGAGUCCUGACCACACUAGAUGCCGCUGCGUUCAUUUGCCCGUCCAAACAAGCAGCUAGAAAACUUGAUGAAAGGGCAGAAGCUAGGCAUUUGUUUGUAUCCUUAUUCACGGAUCUCGGUACCUGGGCAGCUGAGGAGCGACUAUGCCUUGAUGAUCAUCCGAAGUCGUGGCUUGAACUUGGGGCGUAUGCGACAAAAGUGCAGUCUGAGCAACUGACUCGUCGCUUUGUUUGCGCUUUUACCUUGUCCGGAAACUGGAUGAGAGUUUGGCUGUUUGGCCGUCUCGGGAACAAAAUUCCAGGCCGUGGAACGAUGUGUUGGAGAGGCUAUGCUGAGAAUAAUCCUCAGUUGCGACUUGUGAUCAAAGAUUCAUCGCAAUAUGAGGAUACCAAAGAUGAAGGAGAGCUGCUUCGAAAAGUGACUGAAAAGGGAGUGAUCAACAUAACUCGCCAGAUCAUUCCAGACAAGAGACUAAUCGAUGUCUGA